Raphanus sativus (radish) is the source of this 648-nucleotide messenger RNA. RefSeq names its product putative F-box protein At3g23950. The transcript is spliced from 2 exons. Bases 1 to 648 code for a protein of 215 amino acids. The record is from RefSeq and is a predicted model, not a curated record. Lineage: Eukaryota; Viridiplantae; Streptophyta; Magnoliopsida; Brassicales; Brassicaceae.
AUGGAUCUUCCAGAAACAGCAUUGGUCAACGUCUUGUCUCGAUUUCCACUGAAGAUCAUCGCGAGAUUCAGAACAACAGAAACAGAGAACAAAAUAGAGAGGCCAAGUCAAGAAGAGUCAAGAUGUCAACAGUGUCGUAUCAUACAUUUCCCCGGUAGUGAGGUCGCUGGAGUUUACAGGAGGAGCUUCACAGCCUCUGAAGGAUCCAUUGUUUAUUUUAACCGGUUCCAUGAGAAUGAAACAUCGACGCUACGGGUUUGGAAGCUGGUCAAGUACGAAGAUGUUCCUCAGGCUUGGCAACUCUCUUGGGAUCUCAAGUUGGAUUCCUUGACGGGAUCUGGUAUCAGUUAUUUCCCCGUGGUGAUGCAUCCUUUGAACUCGGAGAUUAUCUACUUGUGGAACAGUACCUCGAAAGAUCUGGUCUUGUUUAACUUGCGCACACGUGUGUUCAGUGUUCAUAGAGAGGCAGAAGAAGAUGGCAAGUGUAUGGAUGGUUGCAUUUUGAGUUUUAACGACUGCAGCGAGUAUAUGGACAGCAUCCGUAAAUACAGUCUCAUAUGGUAUCAAGCUGGUCCUAACAAUCUCUCCUUUUCUCAGUAUAUUUUCCCUCGUUGGCUGCACCGUCUCCCUCGUCCUCACUCUACUUAG